Messenger RNA from Exophiala xenobiotica, 1815 nucleotides. RefSeq lists its product as uncharacterized. The record is from RefSeq and is a predicted model, not a curated record. Gene Ontology annotation, biological process: transmembrane transport. Gene Ontology annotation, molecular function: transmembrane transporter activity. The transcript is spliced from 5 exons. Bases 1 to 1815 code for a protein of 604 amino acids. NCBI's taxonomy places the organism in Eukaryota, Fungi, Ascomycota, Eurotiomycetes, Chaetothyriales, Herpotrichiellaceae.
AUGGAAGCAAUCAAAAUUGCAGCCAGUUCAGGCAGUGCCCACGACCAUGGCAGUCCGUCGCGGGAAGGAGAAGACAAAUCGGAAUCAAAGGCCCACCUAGAACAUAUCAAUACAAUCAGUGACGACCUGGUUUAUGAUGAUGCAGAGCAUGAGCCCCAGUUGCACUUCAGGACCUGGGUCGCCCUUGCGGCGAUGUGGCUUUACAACUAUGUCAUUGUCUUGACUUUGCUCAGCCCUCCAGCGGUGGUCUCAUACAUUGGAGCGAGUCUCAACGCCGGGAACAAGCAGACGUGGGUGCUCAGUUCGCUCACCCUUCCUCAAGCGGUCCUUGCGCCUCUCUUCUCCUCGGUGUCAGAUGUCUUUCAGGUCCGAAAAUCGCUUAUGGUCGGCCUGAUCAUCCUUUCUUUUAUUGGUGCCGCCAUUGCUCCUGGCUCGCAAACCAUAUAUAGGCUUAUUGGCGCGCAAAUACUGAUAUCCUUUGGAUUCUCUGCGGCCCCACUGGGUUAUGCGAUUCCGAGUGAGAUAUUGCCGAGGAGAUGGAGACCAAUGGGACAGGUAUGGAUCAACAUAGCAGCCGCACUGGCCUCCUGCUCAGGACCCUUGAUCAUCGGUGCUCUUACCAGGGCAGAUCGGGUUGAUGGCUGGCGUAAAUUCUGGUGGAUUGAAAUGGGGCUGUGGGGUGCCAGCGGGCUGGGUAUCCUAGUCUGUUACCGGCCACCGAGAAGACACACGCGACUCGAUCAUCUUACCAUUUGGGAAAAGAUAGGUCACCUCGAUCUCCUUGGAUAUGCACUUUUUGCAACGGGCUUGAGCCUGUUCCUCGUCGGGCUGUACCUUGGGGGGUUCGAAUACCCCUGGACCAGUGCACGCGUCGUCGGUACAAUGGUGACUGGUCUCGUAAUCAUGGUAUGCUUUGGACUGUAUGAAUGGAAAGGUACCUCGACAGGAUUUCUGCACCACGACCUGUUCCGUGGCAAAGACGGCACAGGCCCAACUUUCGCCAUUGGUGUUUGGCUCAUCUUCGUUGAAGGGGUCAUGCUCUUCUCUUAUGUUGUCUUUUACCCGAUCAUGGAUCAAGCUUUGUUCGAGGAGGAUCCUUUCUUGCAGGCCGCUCGUCAGCAACCUUACUGGCUGGGUUGCCUUUUUUCGACACCUGUGUGGGGCCUUAUCAGUACUCGUCUCAGAAGGACCAAGGAACCUCUUGCUGUAGGGUUCCUGAUCUUUACGGGAGGCAUUGUCGGACUUGCUACCGUUCAGCCGGACGACGACACAAAGUCGCUCAUCUUUGCCAGUCUUGCCGGCAUUGGCUUCGGAGCAUUGAUUAUUUUGAUUUUGGCCAGCAUACAAUUGUCUGUGCCGCAUGAACUCAUUGCUACAGCCACAGCUGUCACAGUCUCAUCUCGUUCUGUGGCAGCAGCUGUGUUCAGCACAAUCUAUGUCACAGCUUUCUCGACUCAGCUGAAGGAGAAAUUGCCCAGCUACGUCGCCAAAGCGGCUGCCAAGGCUGGCCUUCCGGGGGCUUCCAUAUCGACCUUUGUGGCGGCUUUGGCGGCGAAAGACGAAGCUACUCUGCUUCAUAUCGAAGGCAUCAAUCCCCAGAUUAUUCAAGCCGGUGCUGCAGCGCUCAAGCAGGCGUACGCCGACUCCAUGAGAGUUGUUUUCAUCAUUGCCGCGCCAUUUGGUGUAGUGGCGGCAAUCUCCUGUUGGUUUAUCGCGGACCUGCGAACGACGAUGAAUUACAAGGUCGACGCCCCGUUGGAACAUCUGACGACAAAAAAGCUGCAGGCGCAUACUGUUCAAGAAAAAGCUGUCUGA